This is a messenger RNA of Rhipicephalus sanguineus (brown dog tick), 747 nucleotides long. RefSeq lists its product as uncharacterized. Bases 94 to 588 code for a protein of 164 amino acids. The record is from RefSeq and is a predicted model, not a curated record. The transcript is spliced from 8 exons. NCBI's taxonomy places the organism in Eukaryota, Metazoa, Arthropoda, Arachnida, Ixodida, Ixodidae.
UACGGUUCCAUUUGACAUGGUUACUCAACGGAUUCUACUUUCGUUAGAUUUCUGCGAUGAUAGCAUUGAUGAAAGAAGUAGUAAAAAAUAAUUAUGCAGUUCUCUCUUGCAAACCUCUUCUUGCUUGGCUUACUUUCUCACCUGCGCACGUUAGAUCAAGGGCCAGCGUACGUGCUUGCCGUAAGCCGCAAACCGGCAAAAGGUCCGCUUGAAAAAUUCCCGCAAAACCUGCAAGGGAGACCUUGGCUUCUGAGGCAUCCAGCUCUUCCUCCAAUACGUGAAGAGAUAAAUGCUCCACUUUACAAACUUCCGGGAGGACUGCCUAGAAGGCCUAGGCUGCUCAGACGUCCACGUCUUCCUCCAAUACCGGAAGAGGGAGAGGCUCCAAGAAUGUUGAAUAACAGGACUAUUGAACUAAGAAAUCGACUUCUUGCUGGAGGCGGAGUUCGGCCUAUAACUGGAUUCGCCCAUCAUAGGCAGCCCCCGCCUCCUCAAGUAGGCUAUGCUCUACCGCACCAUCCCGCCCAUCACGGUGCUGGAAAUUUGCUUCAUGGUGGAAUCCAUCGUGCAUUCCGGAGACCGGGGUAAUUGUGUUGGCCAGAUUAUGAAUGUGCACCACUGAAGAGCUGACCAGGACUCGGAACUCUGCUGUACGGGACCACCAGCGCACACAGUAGUUUGGCAUGUGGAGCAACUUGAUGUCAUGCGGUUUCAAUUUGAGUGCCGAUUAAAAUCCUAACAUGCUGA